Messenger RNA from Misgurnus anguillicaudatus (oriental weatherfish), 3318 nucleotides. RefSeq names its product E3 ubiquitin-protein ligase NHLRC1-like. Gene Ontology annotation, molecular function: protein binding; ubiquitin protein ligase activity. The record is from RefSeq and is a predicted model, not a curated record. Lineage: Eukaryota; Metazoa; Chordata; Actinopteri; Cypriniformes; Cobitidae. Gene Ontology annotation, biological process: proteasome-mediated ubiquitin-dependent protein catabolic process; protein polyubiquitination.
UUUUCACCAGUAGAGGGCAACACAGACCCUGGAUUCAUGUUUGCAGUCACGUGAUUGGAGAGAGAGAGUUACUGUCGCAAAUCCCCUCCUUCAUCCCAUCUAGGCCAGUAUAUAAAUAAACCAGCAGAAAUAUCAUGGACGUCAUAUGUCAGACAGACCUGUCUCACCUCACAGUGACAGCAGCACAAGAGCUGAAGACAUACUGACAGAGAUACGAGUAAACCUGCUGGAGUGUAAAGUUUGUUUCGAGAGCUUCUCAGUGCAGAAGAGAGACCACACACCCCUGAAUCUACCAUGUGGUCAUGUGCUCUGUCUGACGUGUGUUUGCACCCUUACCCAUCCCGUCCAUCAUCGCCUGGAGUGUCCGUUCUGUAGGAAAGUGUGUGAAGCCGGCAGCACAUCACAAUGUCGAGCACUUGUUGAUCUCCAAGAUCUUCUGCACACACAGCGAUCUCGCAGGCUUCCUGUUCUCCAACAACUCAUCAGCUGGACUCAAGGCCUUGGCUCGAGAGCACUCGAUCUCCAUUCAGCGUUUGGUGGCUGGGGUUUGAUCAUCAACCCUAGUGGAAUAGCUGUAGAUGAAUCUUCAGGAGAGAUUAUAGUGGUCCACGAUGGUGAGAAGAGGGUUGCUGUCUUUAGUCGGCAUGGGACGUCCUUACGCGCUUUUGGAUGUUAUGGACAUGGUCCUGCAGAUGUCUGUCACCCACUUGACGUCGCUGUGGUUUCCAGUGGACACCUGGUGAUAACAGAUGCAGGUGAUGGGACCGUGAAGGUCUUUGAUUCCACAGGUUGUCCUGUGUUGACGGUCCGAGACUCUUUUAAACUGCCGUGGAGUGUCGAUAUAGACGGCUGUGGAUGGAUAUUGGUGACGGAUGCACAGAUGGGAACCCUGAACCAGCUGGUGUUGGACUUUGAUCGCGGUGCAGUCUUAGUUAAUCGAGUCGUUCUCAAAGAUCUGAUGUGUCCACGGUCUGUGGCGUGUGACAGAAUAUCAGGAAACAUUGCUGUCGUGGACCAUCUUGAGAAGAGUGGGGUUGCUCAUGGCAACUUUGCUCCAUCAUGUCUAAAAAUAUAUAAUGGUGAUUUUGUUCUUUUGACAGUGGUGGACAGUUUUGGUCUGAAUCUGAUGGACUCUGUGUGCAUCUCCAUAUCUUCUGUGGUUUUUGACAGAAACGGAGAUGUAAUUGUGGGGGACACACAGCGGGGAAUGGUGUGGAGUUUGGGCAAACCUCAGAUAUCAGCUGUGUUAACCCCACUGGUGAGUGGACUGUUGUGUCCAGCAGGAUUGACUUUAACAGCAGAUAAUGAGCUUAUAGUUCUGGACAGUGGAGAUCACACAGUGAAGUUUUACACCGAAUACACAGAAGAUUUGUACAGUGAGAGUAAAUGAGGUUAACUUGUGUAGUAAAUCAGAACAUGACCGAAUAAAGCUGCAAUCUGUAGUUUUGUCCUCUCUAUCGCCAUCUCUGUUUCCGCUAUAAAUUGCAGUUAUUGUUGGAGUAAUUUUCUGUGGGUUGCGCUGCUUCAGUAUUUUAUUCCUUCAGAUGUUGAAAAGUCUUGGGGUGUAUCCCAGAAAAUCGGUUAUGUGACUACCCUGGGUAAGUUUAGGAGUUAGCAAGCGGAUAACCUUUGCUUUCAAUUCGAAAAACGAAGGUAACUGUAAGUAAGCAACUGACUCUCUGAGGAUAACCAGAGCAGGUUAUUUUCCAGGGUUAGUUCAUUUUAGUUAAUGAAGCUUUGAGAGAUUGGUUUGAACACCAUUUUUGUCUUCUUAAUAACUGAUUUUUGUUGAUUUUUAACUGAAAGCUUUAAUGGAUUGAUGAUAGAAGUAUAAACUCGGGUCUUGUAAUAUUCUUUGUUUUUCUGUGACACUUCUCAACAUCUAUGUGAUAAAUAUUAAGUCAUGCAACAGCUUUAAACUUAUUGUAAGCUUUCACAGCAGACACAUGGAUAUCAGAUGAAUUAACAUUUAACUUAAGUUAACUAUAACUAACUGUCCAUAGAUAAAAUUACUUCAGAAUAAUUUAUAUACAUAUAUGUUUUGAAAAUCUGUCCAUGUAGUUCAGUUGGUAGAGCAUUGCAAUAGCAGCACAAAAGGUCAUGGGUUUGAUCCCAGUCAACACAUGAUGAAAUCUAUAGCUUAAAUGCACUGUGAAUUGCCGUCUGCCAAUGUAAUGGAUUAUUUUACACAAACUGUGAUUCUAUUAAAUAGAUGCAUCUAUAAAAUAAAACAUAAUUUUCUUUACUCUAAAACAAUGAUGCUAAAAAGUGGUUCACUGGCUUGUUAUCAUGACUACUGUAUAGCAUCAUGUGUUUAAAAUCUGGUUACAUUUUAAAACAUUGACUAUUAAGACAAUAAGUAAAUAACAAAUGAUGACCACUGAAAGUGUGCAUACAUUAAAUGUGUAUUAUACCACACAUUGUUGAUGCUUUAUUCUGUUGAAUGCCUUAUUCUGAUGGGUUAAGACAUUUUUAAACAAUAAGAUGAUUUUUCCACUCUGCUUCCCAUCUUGGAUGUGCAUUAUUCCUUAAUUAAAUGAUUGUAAAUCUGAAUGUUGAAUCCACAGUCAUUAAAGCUCCUAGAGGGAAAUCUCACAAUCAUCUCUGCUCCAGUUCUCCUCAUCAUACCAGAUGGGAUCCUCAUCCUCACAAAAUGUUAAACACUGUUUGUUUUAACUCACAUCACAAUGAAAUUGAUCAUUCUCAAGAGAAAACCAGAUGAUUACAGCUUUACAUUUACUAUAUUUAUUUUCACUUUAACUUAUUUAUUUUGAUACAGUUUCCCAUGCCAUCCUCCUUCGCCGUCUGUCUGAUCUCAUCGGCCUCAGUGGCACAGCACUGUCUUGGUUCCGGUCCUACCUCACUGGCCGGAACCAAUUCAUUACUCUAAAUGGCUCCAACUCUGAUCCAGCACCCGCCAACCAUGGUGUGCCUCAGGGCUCAGUGCUUGGUCCUCUGCUGUUCACCAUUUACAUCUUACCCCUAGGUCAUAUUAUCCGUAAACAUGGACUCAACUUCCACUGUUACGCUGAUGACACCCAGCUGUAUAUCAGCACAAACCCCCCUUCGCAGCUUCCACCCACACAACUUGUCAACUGCCUGCAGGAACUCAAAUCAUGGAUGACCACUAACCUACUCAAACUCAACAGUAAUAAGACCGAGUUCAUGGUGGUGGCCCCUCCACCUCUGCUCAGGAAAAUUGGAGACCUGGCCCUGGUUGUUGAUGGCUGCUCUAUUUCCCCAUCUCCUGAGGUGCGCAAUCUGGGUGUUAUACUGGACUCCACCCUCUCUUUUCGGGCUCACAUAAACAAUGUCACU